GUAACAAAGUUAGAACAUUAGAAGCGAAAGAGGAAACAGAGGAAGAAGAAUAAGACUUACUACGAAAUUGAAUUGAAAUGGCUACAACGACGAAUUUGCUACAAACAUUAGGAAACUUAGAGAAGGAUUCAUUCAUAUCCCUUCUCUCAAACCUAAUCUCUGAAUCCAGAUAUGUUCAGAACAAUCCACCAGAACUCAUUCCUGAAGAAGACAGAGUAGUCAAACAUGUCUUAAACUCUCUCUCGCCGUUAAGCACCACCACCGGCGGUGGUCCCUUAAUCAUCAACCAUGUCACAUAUUUUCCCGGCAGAGGUAAUCUCAUCGUCGAGUACCCUGGUACCGUUCCCGGCAAGAUCCUUUCCUUUGUUGGUUGUCACAUGGAUGUCGUCACCGCAAAUCCCAAUGAUUGGGAUUUUGAUCCGUUUAGUUUGAGCAUCGACGGCGAUAAACUUAGGGGACGGGGAACUACUGAUUGUUUGGGACAUGUUGCACUUGUUACUGAGUUGAUGAAGAAGCUUGCUGAAACUAAGCCGAAUUUGAAAUCAACUGUUGUUGCUGUUUUUAUAGCCAAUGAAGAGAAUUCUGCUAUUACUGGAGUUGGUGUUGAUGCACUUGUUCAAGAUGGGUUACUCAAUAAGCUAAAGGACGGUCCUUUGUUUUGGAUCGAUACGGCGGAUAAACAACCUUGUGUUGGCACUGGUGGUAUGAUACCUUGGAAACUUCAUGUCACUGGGAAGCUCUUUCAUAGUGGAUUAGCUCACAAGGCUAUAAAUCCGCUUGAGCUAGCCAUGGAUGCAGUAAAGGAAAUCCAGCUGAAAUUUUACAAGGACUUCCCACCUCAUCCUCAGGAACAGGUUUAUGGGUUUGCAACCCCUUCCACCAUGAAACCAACCCAAUGGAGUUAUCCUGGAGGUGGAAUCAACCAAAUUCCAGGGGAAUGUACCGUUUCAGGAGAUGUCAGAUUAACUCCAUUCUACAAUGUGAAGGAUGUAAUAAAGAAGCUGCAAGAAUAUGUCGACGACAUUAACGAGAAUGUACAGAAGCUAGAAACUCGGGGUCCAGUUUCAAAAUAUGUCCUAUCUGAUGAAAACUUAAGGGGGAGCCUUACUCUAACUUUUGACGAAGCUAUGUCCGGAAUUGCUUGUGAUCUCAAUUCUAGAGGUUUCAAAGUUUUAUGCAAAGCAACUGAAGAAAUAGUUGGCUCCUUGAAGCCUUUCUCAAUUACUGGGAGUUUGCCUCUUAUUCGGGAACUUAAGGAUGAAGGUUUUGAUGUUCAGAGUGUUGGCUAUGGUCUGAUGGCAACGUACCAUGCCCAGAAUGAGUAUUGUCUAUUUACAGAUAUGGCCCAAGGGUACCGGGUGUUUGCAAGCAUCAUCGCGCAAUUGGAAGAUUGAGAAUUGCAGAGGAACUAAUAGUACCAAGUGUCUAGUGGCCUAUGAAGAUGUCUUGUUGAAAGAUUGAGAAUUGCAGAGGAACUAAUAGUACCAAGUGUCUAGUGGCCUAUGAAGAUGUCUUGUUGAGAUUAAUAUUGGUUAAAAUUAUGCAAAUGAUAAUUAGUUUGUUGUUGCUAAAUUUUCUUCAACAUUUACAAGAUGAAGGAACAGUCCACUGUUUAAAUUUAGUUCCUAAGAUGUCUUUAAAAAUAUUUACUGUGUGGAUUUGUUUGGAUGCAUGUGCAAAAAGAUUUUACACCGUCA
Messenger RNA from Trifolium pratense (red clover), 1697 nucleotides. Its product is annotated as acetylornithine deacetylase-like. Bases 78 to 1394 code for a protein of 438 amino acids. The transcript has 10 exons. The record is from RefSeq and is a predicted model, not a curated record. Gene Ontology annotation, molecular function: hydrolase activity. NCBI's taxonomy places the organism in Eukaryota, Viridiplantae, Streptophyta, Magnoliopsida, Fabales, Fabaceae.